AGAAAAACGAUGCAGUUUCCUAAACCCCAAGUGUUGCAUAAUGUGAUAAUGAUUGUAACGCUAUGGGUAUGCGGAAGCAUGGCAUUAGAAUGUCAACUGAACGAGAGUGGGAAUCCGAUCAAAGUAGCAUACACCGUACUCGUCGACCCCAACGGUCCAGGAAAUUUCAGGACCGUACAACAAGCCGUCGAUUCCAUCCCGACUCCUAACUCUAAAUGGAUCCGAAUCCUCAUCAGAAGCGGCGUUUACCAGGAGAAAGUGGUGAUUCCUAAGACCAAACCGUGCAUAUUUCUACAAGGCGGAGGAAUUGACAAGACGGUGAUAGAGUAUGGGGACCAUGAACAGACCGACACAAGCGCCACUUUCUCCGCCUUCUCCGACGACAUCAUGGCCAAAGACAUCACCUUCAAGAAUUUUUUCAAUGUACCAAGGUCUGAUGAGUUGUUGGAGUCACCGGCAUUGGCGGUGAGGCUGUACGGAGACAGAUACUCGUUCGUGAAUUGCAGCUUCGAAGGGCUUCAGGAUACGAUAUGGGACGUCAUGGGUCGGCAUUACUACAAAAACUGUCUCAUAGCCGGCGGCAUCGAUUUCAUCUGGGGAUCCGGCCAAUCUCUCUUUGAAGGAUGUACGCUGAACGUGACGCUGGGAUGGUACGCGCCGGAGAGAGAUCACGGAGCGAUAACGGCGCAGGGAAGGAUGACGGAGAGCGACCCGGGCGGGUUCGUGUUCAAAGGCUGCACCGUCACGGGGAAAGGCAAAGUCCUUCUGGGCAGAGCGUACGGACCCUACUCUCGUGUCAUCUUCCACCAGUCUCAGCUCUCCGACAUUGUUCUUCCCGUUGGUUGGGAUUCUUGGUCUUUCAAGGGCUCCGAGAGCAAGAUGACGUACAUGGAGUCGGAAUGCACGGGAGUAGGGGCGAGAAGAGAAGGGAGAGUCCCAUGGUUGAAGAGUGCGGCUUCUAAUGACGUUGCCAAUUUCACCAGCCUUUCCUAUAUCGACCCCGAUGGUUGGCUCUCUCGACGUCCCAUCCCCAUUUCUCCCUAGUUGUUAUUAUUUAUAUUCUCUCUUGAAUUGUUU
This is a messenger RNA of Tarenaya hassleriana, 1077 nucleotides long. RefSeq names its product probable pectinesterase 66. The transcript is spliced from 5 exons. Gene Ontology annotation, biological process: cell wall modification. The record is from RefSeq and is a predicted model, not a curated record. Lineage: Eukaryota; Viridiplantae; Streptophyta; Magnoliopsida; Brassicales; Cleomaceae. Gene Ontology annotation, molecular function: pectinesterase activity. The coding region runs from base 10 to 1044 and encodes 344 amino acids.